Molecule: messenger RNA, 489 nt
Organism: Lytechinus variegatus (green sea urchin)
Lineage: Eukaryota; Metazoa; Echinodermata; Echinoidea; Temnopleuroida; Toxopneustidae
Source: the annotation of a RefSeq genome assembly
AUGGUAGUUUAUUUAUCUCUUGUAAUUAUGCUCUUUGGGAGAACCUUAGUGUUUUACAGUCUUUCUCCUUACUAUUCAGCCCUCGGGCUGGUAAUAGUUUCUGUCUCUGGUUGUUUGGUUCUCUCUUUUUUAGGGGGGUCUUUUGUGGCUCUGGUCUUACUCUUGGUUUACAUGGGUGGAAUGCUCGUCGUAUUUGCCUACUCUAGUGCCAUAUCUGCUGAGCGAUUUCCUUCUGUUAACAAUCUAGGGGAGGUAAUUGGCCUCUCUUUUCUUUUGUCCUCUUGAGUUUUCAUGUCUUUUGAUAACUUUCAAGAUUGUGGGAAUGUGUUCUAUUGUUUGGUGAGAGGAGAAAGGUUGGUAGGUAGAGGUACGUUGUAUGGUAGUGGUGGUGUAUUAGCUAUCUUGGGCGUGUUUGUUCUCUUGAUAGCUUUAGUUGGAGCUUUAAUAAUUUCUCGUGGCAUUGAGAGCACAGUAAUUCGGGCUAUUUAG